GCUGAAAGGCUGCUGAAAGGCGCCUUGAACAGUCAUAACUGCUAGAGGAUUGUGGGAUUCUCACGCGGAAACAUGGCGUCUAGAGUGGGAGUUGUUAGCGAUGGAUUAGCUUUGUGAGCAGUAUUCUUCGAAAAGAUCUCCGCAAAAAUAACUUUUUUAAACAUUAAGAAUGCCUCCAGGAUUACGGCGCAAUUUCUGGGACGAUUACGAGCCUGCUUCAGUGGUAAAUGUUGACUGUUUCUUACCAACGGGAGUCGUGAUUCAGUUACAAGUUCGUAUCGAAGCUCCAUUGUCGGAGAUCAAAAGUCGACUAUGGAGAGAAGCCAGCAACUAUCCGUUGUUUAAUUUCCUUAAAGAUGGUACAAAUUAUAUAUUUGUGUGUGUGAAUCAGAGAGGAAAGCAAGAGGAACUACUGGAUGAAACGCGCCAGCUAAUCGAUGUGCGUCCUUUCAGACCCUUGCUAAAGCUCAUACAAAAACAAGGUGACAACGAGGAAAAACUCUUCAAUUCCCACAUUGGUAACCUCAUCGGAAAGAGCUUGCACGAGUUCGAUCAAAUGCAGAACACAGAAGUUGACGAUUUCCGUCGAAAGUAUAGGCAGUUUGCCGAGAGAAUAGCCUGUGAAAGGCGUCAACUUGACUGGAUUGGACGAGCUAUGUAUGCAUACCCUCCCGAAGUUGAAAGCACUGAUCCCCCAGAAUGUAUCGAGAAGAAUUUAAUGGAGAACAGGCGUUUCUUGGUCAAUGUGGCCAUCAAGAACAAUAGGGCCUCAAUAAAAGACAUGCAUGCAUUUAAUGUCCCAGCUGAUGCUUACCCAGAUGAGCUUCUGGUAUUGGUUUUGAGGAAAAGAGGUGCAAUCAUGGGGGUCUUAGAUCUUGACAAACCGUGUGAUUACGUACUGAAGAUUGUUGGACAAGAAAGCUACCUGCUGGGAAAUUAUCCAUUAUUACAGUACACGUAUAUUCGCACCUGUGUGUCAAAAGGAAUCAGGCCAAUGCUUUCACUUGUGCUUCGUUCAUCACUUCAAGUAGAGGUGCUUGAUGUGAGUGAUUUAUGUCGCAGAGUUCAAGGAACCAGGGCACCACGUCUACCUGAUAAGCCACAGUCAGCAAGCUUGUCAUUGUGGAGUAUUGAACAGCAAGUUCGUAUCAAGAUUACUUCAGCCAAAAAUGUCAAUGCAGGAGACCUAAUGAGGGUUGGUGUCCGAGCAGGUAUCUACCACGGGGGGGAGGCACUGUGCGACAUCAAAUCCACAAGGCCAGAGAAUGGAGCAAAUGCAACAUGGAAUGAGUUCUUGGACUUUGAUUUAAGAGUAGCCGAUAUUCCUCGGAUGGCUCGCCUGUGCCUUGUGAUUUAUGGCGUAACCAGCAGUCCCCAAAAGAAGUCAAAAAAGAAGAAGGAGGAAACGAUUCCUGUGGCGUGGGUCAACACAACUCUGUUUGAUUACCAAGGUAAACUACGGCAAGGUCCAAUGAAACUCUUUGCAUGGCCAGUUCCCGAAACAAUGGCAGACCAACUGAAUCCUGUGGGCACGGUAGUUUCCAAUAUCGACACUGUAACCUCAGUGUCACUUGAAAUUGCCUUCUCAUCAUACUCACAUCCAGUUAUUUACCCAACAUUUGACAAGAUUGCUGAGCUGGCUGCAAAUGUUACUGACUAUGAUAUUUUUGGAGGAGCAAAUGACUCAGUACUUCAACAACUGAGGCAGAUAGUCAAUCGCGAACCCUUGGCCCCUAUCUUUGAGCAAGAAAAGGAGCUAGUUUGGCAGCGCAGAAUUGAUUGCCGCGAACAUUUCCCACAUGCAUUGGCAAAACUGCUUUGCUGUGCCAAGUGGAACAGUAAUAAGGAUGUUGCUAUGAUGCAAAUUCUGCUUCAAACAUGGCCAAAGCUUGAACCGGAGGUGGCUUUAGAACUGUUGGAUUAUACAUAUGCUGACAAAGAAGUGAGGAAAAUUGCUGUGAGGUGUAUCGAAAAGAUGAGUGACUCAGAGAUUCAACAGUAUCUUCUUCAGCUUGUUCAGGUUCUAAAGUAUGAAUCAUAUCUGGACUGUGACUUGGCAGAGUUUUUACUUGGGCGAGCUUUGAAAAAUCAGCACUUUGGACAUGAGCUGUUUUGGCUUCUCAGGGCUGAAAUGGAAAAUCCUGAAGUCUCAGUGAGGUUUGGUUUGAUGUUAGAAGCAUAUUGCCGUGGUGCCCCAACACACAUGAAAAGCCUUCAACACCAGGCUCAAGCACUUAGCAAGAUGAAAGCUGUUACUGAGCUACUUCAGUUAAUUGACAGGGAAAAAAAGGAAAAAGGUUUGGCAACUAUGAAAGAGCUUCUUCGUCAGAAAACGUAUCAAGGAGCACUCUCCAAAAUCAGCUCUCCUCUUAAUCCAAGAUACAAGCUGCGGAACCUGAAUGUCGACCAGUGUAAGUUUAUGGACUCCAAAAUGCGGCCACUCUACUUGGUGUUUGAAAACAUGGACGAGCUGGGGGACCUGGUGCGCAUUAUCUUCAAGAAUGGAGAUGAUCUCCGCCAGGACAUGUUGACUUUACAGCUGUUUAAAAUCAUGGACAGGAUCUGGCAGAACGAGGGACUUGAUUUAGGAAUGAUCCCUUACGGAUGUUUGUCCACGGGCAGCUCCAUAGGAAUGAUCGAGGUUGUUCACCAAGCUGAGACCAUAGCCAAGCUACAGAAAAAGAAAGGAAUGACAGCUGUUUUCGCCAAAGAGUGUAUCUGGAAUUGGUUCAAGGACUAUCACUCAACCGAAGACGAACUGAACGAAGCUGUACGCCUUUUCACGCUCUCCUGCGCGGGGUACUGUGUGGCCACUUAUGUCCUGGGGGUGGGUGACAGGCACAGCGAUAACAUCAUGGUGAAGAAUACGGGACAGUUGUUUCACAUUGACUUCGGCCAUAUCUUGGGUAACUUCAAGAGCAAGUUUGGUGUGCGGAGAGAAAGAGUGCCUUUCGUACUGACUGAUCAUUUUGUACAUGUGAUUUCCUUGGGCAAAGGAAAAGAAACAGACGAGUUUAGAGAGUUUAAACAGCUUUGUGAAGAUGCUUUUCUCAUACUGCGCCGUAAGGGCCCACUUCUGAUCAACUUGUUCGUCAUGAUGUUGUCUGCUGGCCUCCCUGAACUGCGGUCACUUGAUGACAUUGGUUACCUGCGGAAAACACUCCUGUUGCCCGUAUCGGAAGAGGAUGCCCUCAGAGACUUCAGGAGUAAAUUCGACCAUGCUAUUAACAACAGCUUUUCAACAACUAUGAACUGGUUUGCGCACAAUGUAAAGAGGGACAAUCCCUAAGAAAUGCGUGAAAUCGUCUUCUAUUUAUGACCACUGCUAGGUCAAUUCUUUUCUCAGACCCCUCUGAGUUUGGAUCACCAUAAGAACGAUCAUAUUUUUUGGGGGGGAGGGAAGGUUCUUUGUUUUUUUUUUUUUGUCGUAAAAUGAAAAAAUCGCGGGAGCCUGUUGAUUAACAAGAGACAACAAAUUGUAAAUUUCGGUGGCCUCUUUAAGAGAAGGCGUUGUAGACAUAAAGUCUAGACUGUGAAUAUAUGAAAAUAUAUGUUGAAAACAUGUCAAAUGCUGAUUGAGAAAUUAAUAUGCGAUCUUCGCAGUAAUAAACACUACCUUAGCAUUAGUGAAAAAAAAGGCUAUCAUGUCUUUAUAUAUCAUUGCCAUUUAUUGAUCACUUCAUCACUUCGCGGGUUUAUAACAAACCGACAUGAUGACCAGCUCCCAGGUGGCUUGUUAGCUCAGUUGGCAGAGCACUGCACCGUUACCGCAGAGGUUAUGGGUUCCAAUCCCCUAUAGGCCUGAAUUUUUUUUAGGCCUUAUUUUCGCCACUGCUUAAGUAGUGUUCAUCGCUGGGACGAUCGCUUUCAUAUUGAUAUAUAGUCUUGUUGUUUUUAACUUGUUUAAGUUUUUAUGAAAUUUAUUUUGGGUAAAUACAUUACUUUGGGUAAAGUAAUAAAAAUCUGCUUUUACUGCAAGGAAAAGCGGACUACCACAAAAGCGUGGUAAGAAGUGUAAGAUAUAAAACGAAGUCAUUACAUAAAAAAAAAAAAUAAUAAAUUUACGCUGACCCUUAAGCUGCUUUUAAAACGUUUUUUAUCAGUUUUAUCAAUCUAAAACACAUGUACAUUGGAUUUGUAUAUAGGGUAUUAUUAAUGUUAUUAGAGAUUAAUUUCUUUAUGUUGUUUUAAGCAAAUAUUCAAUUUAUUUUGUAACUAGGUAGCUAGAAUUUCUCAGUGAGAGACGACCAUGGGUUAGCUAUUUUAAAACUUGACAGUGUGGUAGGCACUCGAUCGAAUCACGUGCAAGUGAUUUAUAUCGAAUGAGUGCGUGGCAUUCAUACUCCCGGUAACAUGGGGAUGCAACUGUUUUCUAGAAAACUCGUCUAAACGGUGCAAAUAUUUUUAACAUAGGUAAUAAGGUAGUAACUGAAUGGUAAAAAGCUGUCCCAAGCUUUUUUUCCUUUGAAAAUAUCAAUUGAAUCCUUACUGUUAGCCCUUCAAGAUUCUUAUAAUACAAAGAGGACAGUGUUAGGCAUUAAUAGUUUGAUUUUGUUGUUGUUGAGAUUUCAAUUCGUCACACCCUAAUGGAAACGCCUUGAACAGAUGGAACAGAAAAAUGGGUGCAAUUAUUAGAUUAUGGUUAGUGCAAGUUUUUAAUAUUUUUUAUUUUUG
Messenger RNA from Stylophora pistillata, 4674 nucleotides. Its product is annotated as phosphatidylinositol 4,5-bisphosphate 3-kinase catalytic subunit beta isoform. Gene Ontology annotation, biological process: cell migration; phosphatidylinositol-mediated signaling; phosphatidylinositol-3-phosphate biosynthetic process. Gene Ontology annotation, molecular function: 1-phosphatidylinositol-4-phosphate 3-kinase activity; 1-phosphatidylinositol-3-kinase activity. Gene Ontology annotation, cellular component: plasma membrane; cytoplasm; phosphatidylinositol 3-kinase complex. NCBI's taxonomy places the organism in Eukaryota, Metazoa, Cnidaria, Anthozoa, Scleractinia, Pocilloporidae. The record is from RefSeq and is a predicted model, not a curated record.